AUGGCCCCUGUGACAGGUCAAGGCAAUAGACUCCACGCGCAAUACGGAGAAGUAGUGCGCCUCUCGCCUGAUGAACUCAGCUUCACCAAUCCAAAAGCUUGGCGCGACAUCUACGGCUAUGGGUCAAAGGAAGGCCCAGGCUCGGCGCCACCCAAAAAUUGGAAUCGCCGGGGAAGUUCUCCUAAUGGGGCCAACUCACUUGUCGCAGAGCAAGACAAUGCCGAGCAUGCACGGAUUCGCAAAAUCUUCUCUCCCGCGUUCUCUGACCGAGCGCUCGUACAGCAGUCACCAUUAUUUGUCAAGUACGCUGAUCAACUUAUCCGCAACUUGAGAGAAAGUGUCCAGGCGAACGCGGUCGAUCUCGUCCGAAUGUACAACUUCACCACUUUCGACGUCAUGGCCGACCUAACAUUUGGCGAAUCUCUACACCUGCUCGAUAACGCAGAGUACACCACCUGGAUUCAAGUCAUCUUCAAAAGCAGCAAGCGCGGUACGCUAAUAAGCAUCUUCUUCUACUACCCGCUCGCCAAGUUUAUGCUAUUUACAUUGUUGGGUAAAAAGAUUGCGACAUUUCGGAGGGAGCAUCACAACUACACUGUCGAAAGGGUCACUAAGCGACUUGAAAAGGGACGAGUGUCGGAGGGUGUCGAUCUGUGGGACCUGGUUCUCCAACAAGAAGAAGGGUAA
Messenger RNA from Alternaria viburni, 687 nucleotides. RefSeq lists its product as uncharacterized. The transcript is spliced from 3 exons. The coding region runs from base 1 to 687 and encodes 228 amino acids. Lineage: Eukaryota; Fungi; Ascomycota; Dothideomycetes; Pleosporales; Pleosporaceae. The record is from RefSeq and is a predicted model, not a curated record. Gene Ontology annotation, molecular function: heme binding; oxidoreductase activity, acting on paired donors, with incorporation or reduction of molecular oxygen; monooxygenase activity.